Messenger RNA from Menidia menidia (Atlantic silverside), 1221 nucleotides. The record is from the annotation of a GenBank genome assembly. Lineage: Eukaryota; Metazoa; Chordata; Actinopteri; Atheriniformes; Atherinopsidae.
AUGUCCAGUGGAGGUGUCCAUCAGGCAGCCAGGGAGGCUGGCCUGCGCAAUUGUGUGAGGUUCGUUUGGAAGGAGACGGCUGUUGGAGGACGAGAUUGGUUUGUGAAGACCGUAUUGAUCGACGGGCUCAAGGUGGACCCAGGACAAGUCUUCUGCCUGCAGUGGAAUCCUUCCGACAACUGCUACGACGUUACACUUCACAGCCAGGUUAUGUACGACCGUUUGCUAAUGACGUGCAAGGCCAAGGCAGAGUCUGUGCCCUCUUCCCUUUUCAAGGUGGAGCCUUUGGGACAGAGGAAUGUGCGGGUCAUCACGGUGCACAUGUACAACCCGUAUGUCGGCGACAGUUCUGAGUCCUCCUUGGAGAGGAUCCUGAGAGUGGGGAUGGCCUUCGACACCCUCCUGCCUAUUUUUCACUCGGAAGGGAAAGGGGUUUUUUGUUUUGCUCGGGUCAACCGAGUUUUUGUAGGCAGUGUCGCUCUUUCGGCUGGCUGCACUGUCAGUUCCGGCAACCGUUGCCGGAACUGUGGAGGGGAGGGACAUGGAGCAGCCUCAUGCAGUCAACAAAAAACCUGCAAUGGGUGUGGGAAAACAGGCCACCUUUUUCGGGUCUGCCCUUCUCGAGGCUGCACGUAUGCGGCAGUGGCAGGGGAGAGUCUGGGCCCAAGCCUGGGACCUUUGGUGGAGGAGCUGCAGGAGGUCCAGGGGGUGGAGGGUGACCUCCCAGCAGGGAAGGCAGCAACGGCUGCUGAAGCUGAUCCAGGUGCGGAGCCAUUCCGGCUGAUGGGGCCGAGGACACGGUGGAAUAAUUACCGGGCUAUCUGGAACUCUCGCCAGAGCCUGGUCGGCCAGGGCAGGAGGAGAAAGUGGAUGUGGGCCGGACAACAUGCAGAGACUCAACCCAAUGGGGCCCCUUUGUCGCUGUCGGGCCGCUAUGACAUCUUCACCGGGGAUUCGGGAGAAGGGGUGUCCAGUGGACCGGUGGCUGUAAAGGCUGGUCCUGUGGAGGGCUCCAACAUGGUGACUCUGGAGGAUGGCUCUGGGGUGGAGUCUCGGCCUGUGGAGUUGGGGCUGGCGUCACCUUUAAGCCCAACACACUCUUUCCUGGAGGCCGGAUCGCCCAGCAGUGUGGCCUACCUGCAGGAGUUAGGGUCUUAUGGUCCAGAUGGCUCUCUCGGGGUUGAGGCUGAAGGGACCGUGGGAGAGACUGAAAGAGGUUAA